GUGUUCUGUUGUCUGCAGGUAUUUUUGAUCUGACUGGGAAAUGAUAGCUUCUCAGUGCAGACAUCAGCUGUGACAGGACGACCAGCACAGACCUCUCUCAUCACACAAACACACAGACAGCACCAUGUCUUCCACGCUGGUCAUCAACCAGCCUCAGCCUCUGAUGGAGGUCCGAGACUCAGAUGAGUGGGGAUCUGGGAUAUGUGACUGCUUACAAGACCUGCCUGACUGCUGUUUUGCUUUCUGGUGCUGUCCCUGCUUCGCUUGUGGUAUCAGCGACAAGUACGGUGAGUGUCUCUGCCUCCCUCUGCUGGACUUUUUCACCUGCCUCAUCCCGCCCAUCACGAUGUCCAUGAGGGUCUCCAUGCGGCAGCGUUACGGUAUCAAAGGCACCAUGUUCAAUGACUGCGUAUGUGCGACCUUCUGCACCUCGUGCACCUGGUGUCAGAUGUCCAGAGAGAUGAAGAGAAGAAAGCUCCACGUCGUUCUGGUCAGUGCCAAAAACACCUGACCUUCCCGCGCUCGUCAUCACCACCAGGGCAGUCGGAUAUUUCAACAAACCACAGAAGGGAAGUUAACUAACUUUUUACACUAGACAAGUUGUUUUGUAUCAUGACCAGUGCCUUGCCUUGUCCGUCCCUUUUUAUUUUUUCUGCUGAGGCUAAAAAAAUAACCAUGGUUACAGUUUAAAAAUAUGUCCUCCUCUCCUUACUGGCCAGUAACUGGGGACAAAAUCCACAGUCCUCUUCUCAUGCAAAUUUUAAUUUCAAACUUCAGUUGAAAUGAACUGCGACAUGUUGACAGUUUGUGUUAAACAGAUCACAUCAUGUGGAUAUCUUCUAAAGUUGUUGUUUUUUUGUUUUUUUAUUUACCAAGACUGUUUCCUUGAUAUGUCGCAGUGGGAAAACAGUAACACAAAGAGGGAAUACAUCAAAGUAAAAAAAAAAAAAAUGUAAUUUUGGAAGAUACCAACUUGAUUUGUCAGAGAUGAAUCUUAGAAAUGAUUACUG
Toxotes jaculatrix (banded archerfish) is the source of this 1010-nucleotide messenger RNA. It is a transcript of the gene ponzr2, whose product is annotated as plac8 onzin related protein 2. Bases 125 to 511 code for a protein of 128 amino acids. NCBI's taxonomy places the organism in Eukaryota, Metazoa, Chordata, Actinopteri, Toxotidae. The record is from RefSeq and is a predicted model, not a curated record. The transcript is spliced from 4 exons.